Messenger RNA from Penaeus monodon (black tiger shrimp), 2545 nucleotides. RefSeq names its product poly(rC)-binding protein 3-like (gene mub). The record is from RefSeq and is a predicted model, not a curated record. Gene Ontology annotation, biological process: regulation of gene expression; regulation of RNA metabolic process. Lineage: Eukaryota; Metazoa; Arthropoda; Malacostraca; Decapoda; Penaeidae. Gene Ontology annotation, molecular function: mRNA binding. Gene Ontology annotation, cellular component: cytoplasm; nucleus.
AACACUCUCUUCAACAGCGGGGCUACUUCUUCUCUUCCUGUUUUACUUCAAUACUGUGUGUGUGCUGCCGGUGGUGAUAAUACUGUUUUACGAACGCUGAUUGCUGCCCACUCCACACUCUGAGACCCUGCCUGGAGCACACCAUCCUCUGGUGCGCCCACGCCUUUAGUCUUCACCACGGACUCUAGUCUGGCCCCAUACCCAGGGUCCCCCGGUCCCGCCCUCACCACAGGCAACAUGGCCACCAUAGAAAACAAGUCCCUGUCCACCGAAGGACCCUCAGCCUCCCUUUCAAUGAGACUAUUAAUGCAAGGAAAGGAAGUGGGCAGUAUCAUCGGCAAGAAGGGAGAGAUUGUCAAGCGGUUCAGAGAAGAAUCUGGCGCGAAGAUCAACAUCAGCGAUGGCUCGUGCCCGGAGAGGAUCGUCACCGUCACCGGCAACACGGAUUCCAUCUUCACAGCCUUCAAACUCAUAUGUGCCAAGUUCGAAGAGUUCCUUGGUCAGAUGUACCAGAACAACGGCAGCGCAGGAGGCGGCGGUGGCCAGCAGAGGCCCCCCAUCACCCUGCGGCUGAUCGUGCCCGCCUCGCAGUGCGGUUCGCUCAUCGGCAAGGGCGGCUCCAAGAUUAAGGAGAUCCGCGAGGUGACUGGCGCCUCCAUCCAGGUCGCGUCCGAGAUGCUGCCCAACUCCACGGAGCGCGCAGUCACCGUCUCGGGUACGUCCGAGGCCAUCACGCAGUGCAUCUACAACAUCUGCUGCGUUAUGCUAGAGUCCCCUCCCAAAGGCGCCACGAUCCCUUACCGCCCCAAACCCCAGGUGGCCGGGGGUCCGGUGAUCCUUGCCGGCGGCCAGGCCUAUACUAUCCAGGGUAAUUAUGCAGUGCCCUCAGCGCCCGAUGUAAGUACCGUUCCCUUUGUUCCCCCACCACCACCUGGGGGGCCCCCCGGCCCCGGCCCCUUCAUGGCGGCCCCCCUAAGCCCCCUCCUGGCCCCAUGUCCCGUCUCCACGGCGCCCUCCCCAGGCCCCCCACACCACGGCGCCAUCAUGACGCCCGCGGGCCACCACCCGUGCCAUGCGGGCCACUUGCAGAUCUCGACCCCGGGCCACCCGCCGGGCCAUCCCCCGGGCCACCCACCCGAACACUUGAAGAACGGCCAUAUCAGCGUAAUGGCACAACCACAACUGCAGCAUCUCCAGGAUAUGUCCAAGCUUGGUAACUCUCCCUUAGCGGGUCUUCUGGGCCUAGGAAACCUCGCAGGCGCCAACCCUGUCAACCCUACCGGCAACACAGCUGAUGCCUUGGCGGCCCUCGCUGGCUCGCAGCUGAGGACCCCCGCAGGAUCGGGUCCCGGCUCACAGACUCACGAGAUGACGGUGCCCAACGAGCUCAUAGGCUGCAUCAUCGGCAAGGGAGGCACGAAGAUCGCCGAGAUCAGGCAAAUCACAGGCGCCAUGAUCACCAUUAGCAAAUAUGAUGACGGUUCAGAAGACGCAAGCAAGCAAGACCGAACCAUCACUAUCAAGGGUAACGCUGACCAGGUGGCUCUCGCGCAGUACCUCAUCAACACCAGCAUGGAACUGCACAAGGCGCAGCUUGAAGUAAGUAAGGGCGGGUCGACCGGGUCGGGUGGGCUGAGCCCCAGUGCCAUCCCCCUGGCCCAGCUGCUCAAGAACCCGCAAGCCCUGAACGCCUUGUCCUCCCUGACCGGCCUGCAGGGCCUGUCCUCCCUCACCUCCCUGCUCGCCCCAGACUCCUCCCAGGGCCUGGCCGGUAUUGCGGCUGCCCACAGGCACAACAAGGCCUACCAACCCAAGCUCCGCGCCCAAGCCUCCGCCCACCAGCCCACUAAUGGCACCCCCAAGGAGAACAAGCGCAGCAAGUUCGCACCCUACUAGACCUGAUCCUCUCCCAGGGGGCCCCGCUCCUCUCCGGGCGCAGAGCGUCCUCAUCCUCCACUCCUGAUGAACCCCGUGGCGCCCCAACAUACAUGGGGACUCAGUUUUCCCGCGUGUCGGCGCCCCCUCACCCCGGCGGCACCGCGCCCACCCUCGCCGCCCGCUGCUACCGGCGGCGGGAGCGGGCCACCCUCAUGUGCCGCUGGGGUCAGAGAGCGUCACACUUUUCAGAUCUGAGUAGGAACAGCCCUCGGCACACGAGGCGCCCACGCUCGCAGCGCUCGCUCACCCCGCUAGCAGGCAGGGACGCGAGCCAUGCGAGGUGGGUGCGGGCGCAUGGCGAGGGCUGUGCGUGUUGGUGUCAGAUGGUCACUGUCACUAGGCCAGCAGCUGCUUGUUAUACAAGGUGGUCUCCGCUGUUCAGUCCAGCCCAGACCACCUGCCACCUCUCAACUAAACAUAUCAGUUAGGACAAUUGAUUCUUUGUUUCCUGUUGUUUUUUAUAACGGCAUCAAGCAGAAGAAGCUGAAAGCAAGUUUGCAUUGUCACAAGUUUCCUAGAGUUCUCUGUAAACGUCAUGCAUGGUUACUGUGUUUGUUAGUCAUGGUUCAUCUGGUGACAGUCUCAGAUUCACACGUUUUAACAAUUA